AGCAGAGACCAUUAUGAAAUCAAUAGGAGUUAAACUCCUCCACAACAACGAAAUUUUAACAACUGGGAGUAGAACAUCUUGUCCAAAGGUCGAAACACGGAACUAAAGAUGGGGAGUGUGGCAGGUGUUUGGCGCCUGCCCGGUGUUUUCAUAGUUAUUAACUUUCUAUUUCUUUUUAUAACCUCAAAACUUAUGACUGUAAAUUCAACCGUUAGGUAUCACUUGCUGCUUGUACAGUACUUGAUUUUAGCUGAGACGUUAUUCGUUCUCGUUACCCGAAGCUUGUACAAUCGGAUUGUCGACAAAUGGCCUAGGCAAAGCAAAACCGGAUUUAUCCUGCGAAUGAUGCUUGCACCUGUGUUUAUCCUUGGACAAAGUCAGAUGUUGCUACAUGUUGUAUUAGUUGCCACAGAGCCAAAACUGUUGUCUUUGAUUACUGGAUACACGUUUGGAUUUCUCAUGUACCUCAUCGCUGCCGUAAUCGUGGUCGAAGUUCUGUACCACGUGGGGCUAAUAAUACGAAAUAAAAGCCUGAUAUCCAUAGUCACGCAAGUAAAAACUGAUGCCCAGGAGCGUGUCAUGAUUACUGUGACGUUAUUGCUUUCUUGUGUUUGCUUCUACUUUGGAAUGAGAAAUUCUAGCUUUCCUGAUGUUGUCAGAGUUAGAGUGCCCAUACAUAAUUUGCCGGCUUCUUUUAAUAAUACAGUGAUAGUUCAACUGUCUGACAUGCAUAUCGGUGUUGUUAAUGGAAGGUCAUCACUGGAAAAAGUUGUCAAAAUUGCAAAUUCUUUGAAACCAGAUCUUAUAGCUGUUACUGGCGACACUGCUGAAGGAGGAGUAAGCAAAAUUAGACAUGCCCUUGAGCCUCUUCGGAACCUGAGAGCCAAAUUUGGUGUUUAUAUUACAACAGGAAACCAUGAUUACUACACAGCUGAGAUUGACAACCUCAUAGAAAUGUGGCAGUCAGAAGGACUUGUGGUUCUUCAUAACCGAAAAGUUUCAGUUAAGAAUAGUCGAAAUGAUGUGCUACAGUUGGUUGGCAUUGAUGAUACAGAAGGGAAAUUUUUCAGAGGAGAUCACCAUGGGCCUCAUUACGAUGAAGCUUUAAUGGAUAGGGAUCCAAAUGCCCCAACUAUCCUGCUAUCCCAUCGACCCUCUGUUUCAAAGAAAGCUAUGACCAAUUAUGGAAACAUCCAAUUGGCUUUAAGUGGACAUACACAUGGAGGACAGUUUCCUCUUUCCGGGCUGUUCCACUACCUGUCCGAGCCGUAUUUCAAAGGCCUGUACAAGUUUGACAAAUAUUCUUAUGUGUACGUGUCAACGGGUGUGUUUUUUUGGGCCGCCCCUUUGAGGCUGUUUCACAAGGGAGAGAUUACACACAUCACAUUGCUUAAAGCUUAGUAUAAACAUAGUACAAAGAAACGAUAUGUACAUCUAAUGAACUUCAUAGUUGAUCUGUCUUAUUCUGAGAAAGACUUGAUAAUCAAUCAACAAUGUGUAAAUGAUUGUUUAUAUUAUCAAUUUCUACUUAAUUGUAAUUUCAGAUGCUCGAAUACACAGUCUCGAAUACCCAUCUUUACCGACCAACCUUGUAACCUCGCAAAAAUUUUUUUUGCUCGAAAUAAGCCAUUUUCCAGCUGUUCCCUCCCUCUCUAGUUCCUAGAUAUAAUCUGCAAGAUAGUUCUAGAACCAUAAUUACACCGCCAUCCACUGUAACCCCACCAUCCACUGUCACCCCAUCUUCCGUUCUUUAAAUGAACAUUUCACUCCCUCCCCCACUUGAGUAAAUUCUCAUUCAGAAAAAUUUCACCUUACUGCCAUGGCUAUGAUAAUGAUAAAACACUUCGGUAGAAUGUAAAGUCAAAUUUUAAAUAUGAACAAGAGCUUCAAAAAUAGUCAGAAUAUUUAUAAGAACAUUAGCUUAAAAAUGGUCAAGAGCUUAGAACAAAUUAAGAACAAGUGGAAGCUGAGCUACUGUAAAAUGUAGUUUUCAAAUGCCCUUAAACAUUUUAUCCCAAAAAUUAGCCGGUUUUUUAUAUCUAGGGUUGCUUCUUCGGUUUUUUGACACUCUUUUUUAUAAGAACCAGCUGACUGUUCUUAAUUUUAUCGAAAAUGGGAUGAGGCUGGAUUGUUCUUAAUUUUUUCUUAAAUUAAGAGGGUGUGAGCAGUGCGAGUGCUGGCUUUUUUGCUCUAGGGUGGUGUUCAGGCCUCAUUUGCCAACAAAGUGAGUUAGACAGCCUUAAUUUGCUGACAAAUGUGAAUAUUCACCGAAAAAGCACCCACACAUCGCUUAAAACCCUCGAUUUUGAGAGAAAACGUUGUUCAAAAUUGCAUUUUGCAGAAGCUCGGCCUCAGCUUGUUCUUAUAAAAAAGAGUGUAUUUGCCAAAAAGUUUGGAAAUUUGUCGACAAAUCUCCUCUAGGUGGCAGUAUAAAAUUCCGUUUUGCAACGGAAUGGUUUUCAAAUGAGGUUUCACACUUCUCGCACCCCUCACGCACGCUCCCAACCCCUAAUGACGGUCCUCCUUAGUUCAUGCAUGAUUAGCUGUGUUGUUAAAUUUUGACCCAAAGGGAAUGCCUUUUUAUGCAGUUGUUUUUGUCGAUCGUAGUUAUGACAAUAAUGUUUUUGAAUUUGA
Molecule: messenger RNA, 2634 nt
Organism: Rhopilema esculentum
Lineage: Eukaryota; Metazoa; Cnidaria; Scyphozoa; Rhizostomeae; Rhizostomatidae
Product: transmembrane protein with metallophosphoesterase domain
Molecular function (GO): hydrolase activity
Source: RefSeq, a predicted model, not a curated record